AUGCCUCGGCCAGCUGCACAACCAGGCUUGCCUUCUCCCGCACCCAGUGACGAGAACAACACCGAUUCUCCCACGCUGGCAGACCACCAGCUUCAGCAACGGCGAAGUCGACCCUCACUGGGUCAUGCUAGGCAACAUACUGAUUCCUGGAUAGCACCAACCACACGAGCGUCAGUCUCUGCGUCGCCUGUCGUCAUGUCGCCGACACAGCAGCUCUUUGCGCAACAACAUCACUUCCAGCAGUCUGGUGAAGCUCAGCCCAUCCUGCCUAUUGUGCGUGGCCACGCACACACGAAUUCGCGCCACGUUCAACGAGGCUCCAUCAACCAGGGCCAACUGCCGCCCGACAUCUCUCCAGUCAUGCAAACCACUAGGCAGCCUCUCCACACCCCUGCGCAGCCACAUCAGCUCCAGGCGUCGCGCAUACAGGCCAAUGUGUUGCUUCAGCGACUGUCGUCGGUUGAGAACAAUCCCAACUACACUUUGUCGCACACAGAAACUGGUCGCCUAAUCCUCUUGCGCGAGGCUGUUCACAAGGAGGACUGGUUCUACCAGAUGACAAGUCAACUGUUCUGUGCCCGCUCUGGAAACCGGAGAAAUCUGCCUCAGUCCGUUCUGAACCUGGAUUCGAGAUGCUGGGACUACCUUAGCAUUCUUCUGUGCCACAAUACAGAAAUCAGCCCUGGUUUACUACAGUUCUUCGAGAACUUCCCGGAGCCGAUCAUGCACAUCUAUUCGGAUCAAUCAGGGGCUCGGGAGAUAUACGAGAUGAGACUACAAUCGAUCAAAGCAUUCUUGCAUAAGAUGCCUGCGCAGUGGGACAGCCUAGUGGCGCGAUGCAAAGAGUUGCAGGUGCCUCCGCUCGUCCAAGAUCUGGCGGAGAACCUCAACGUCCAUAGCCCAGUGCUCCAAACGACCAUAUCUCGGGCCAUCACGCGUAUGCUAUAUGGUCCCCAGGAGAUACCGUUGAUGAGUGCUGUGGAGAAGAUACAUGAGCUUGACCAAAUUGCUUGGCAAAAACAUCGGUACAGGCGAAGCAGCCGCGAAAAGAGCGACGCAUACACCAAACUUGCGGCUAUUUGGACUCGAUGGCGAGAGGGCAGGAAGCAGGGACGAGAUGCCGCUGACUUCAGGAUACCUUCAGAAGUGCUAGACUUUUUCUCGAGGACUCCGACGAAUCCUGGUCCAUCACCAGCAGCGCCAAGUCGACUUCUUCAGCAACCACAAAGCGCGGAUCAGCAUCAGCAAGCGUCCUAUCAUCAACAACUGCUGAACCGCUUUACUCAGGCUCAGGGUCACGCACGUCCAGAUCGUCAAAGUCAAGCAACAGCUCAAGCCAUAUCUCCUUUGAUGCCUCAGCAGCCACGGCAGUAUCAAGCAGGGCUCAUGAAUCUUACCGCAAGACGACCGCCUGUCAGCGCGCGAGCAAUGCAUGCUCCGGGAGUGAUGUACGGCCGCUCAAAACUACUAUAUCCGGGCAGCCAGGAGGGAUAUCGUCCCCAACCGACGCAGCCUGACCCAAUACGGUCCGCACUACACCAAGCACAUCUCCGCAGCCCAGUACUUACCAACACAAAGGUCGGUGCGAUAGCCUCGCGUAUGUAUAGGCAUGUUGUUGGCUUCACUUUGCCUCCCACGACGUUGGACAGGACCUCACCAUGGCACACCAUUCCAUUUGACGUCACGCCACCUAUUGCGGAGCGACUCGCUAAGGCCAGCCCGUCUUCGAUCAAUGUCGUGGAUGAGCAAUCAUUGAUGCUCCGCCUGCGGUGCUCAGAAUUGCCCAAAGCUGGAUUCGAGUCGGAGAGUGCAUGGGUGACAGCCGACAACCACUGGCCUGAGGAGAUCUCCUUCGAAUGCAAUGGUGUCAAGCUCGAAGCUCGCCGCAAAUUACACCAUGGUCGCUACUUGCCAAUUAACCUUACUGAUCUGGUCAAAACUGGAGAGAACACUCUUAGGAUCUCAUGCAGUAGCAAAAAGACCGAGAAACGUGCGUACGCAGUAGCUGUUGAGGUGAUUAGCUUUAUGAGUCACGACAGUAUCGCGAGGCAGCUAUCUCAUGUUACAGCCGAGCAGUCAUUGACCACAAUCAAGAGAUCCCUAUCAGGACAAGACGAUGGCGACGACGACUUGGCAGUGAUUUCGAGCACGAUGACAAUCAAGCUGACCGACCCAUACUCUGGCUGUAGGGUCUUCGAUACGCCGGUCCGUGGCGCAACAUGUUUGCACAAAGACUGCUUCGAUCUGGAGACCUUUUUGAGCAUGUGCAAGCGCCCUACACCGGGCUCACCAGCUGUCGUAGACUGUUGGCGCUGUCCUCUCUGCCGCGGUGACGUGCGUCCACAGAUGCUGCUUGUCGAUGGCUUCAUGCAGCAAGUUCGGGAAGAACUUGCCAACAAUGACCUUCUGGACACAAGAGCCAUCAUCGUCGAGGCAGAUGGCUCGUGGAAGCCCAAAAUUGAAGAGGCUACCGGUGUGCGAUCGCCCAGUCUCGAUCGCGAGGGCAGCAAUAGCAUGCCGCCACCAGCUGCGAUACCGAAGGCGGCGCCGAAACCUCCACCAAUUGUGAUUGAGCUCGACUAG
Molecule: messenger RNA, 2583 nt
Organism: Fulvia fulva
Lineage: Eukaryota; Fungi; Ascomycota; Dothideomycetes; Mycosphaerellales; Mycosphaerellaceae
Product: Zinc finger MIZ domain-containing protein 2
Exons: 1
Coding region: 1-2583 (860 amino acids)
Biological process (GO): protein sumoylation
Molecular function (GO): SUMO ligase activity; zinc ion binding
Source: RefSeq, a predicted model, not a curated record